UGCGCCUUACACGUUUCUAAUCCAAUCACAUGCAUCUGCAGGUACCAACAUUCACCCAAUAGCUGCGGACCAUUUUAGGAUGAGUUUGAGCCAAUAGGAGGUGGCGUCUACCAGAACUUGUCGAAUAAGAACGCAGUUUGACUUGGCCACAGCAUGCCCACGUAGAUCGUCGGACGUGUAACUUAUAACGCACAGAGCUGAAGAAAUAGUAGGUAAAAUCUGAGCUAUGGGUGAGAUUGAGGGCACCUACAGUGCCCUUCAGACCCCUGGCACACGACUUGGAGCGCAUUUCAACACCAGUGUCAGCACUCUGGAGCCCGGGCAAAGCCUUAAAACGACUAUGGGAGCAGGAUGGAAAAGCCACACCAAGGGUCUGCAAAUCCGCGUUCAGGGACUGGAUGAUGCUCAGGAAUUCUUUGAGCUGGAGUUAAAGGCCGAUGGUCAGACUCUUUUAUCUGAAAUGUUUAGACGGAUCAAUCUUAUAGAGAGCGAUUACUUUGGUCUGGAGUUCCAGAACCUGCAGAUGAACUGGGUUUGGAUAGACCCCACCAAGCUCAUGGUGAAACAAGUCAGACGGCCGAUGAAUUCCCUCUUUCGAUUGUCUGUGAAGUUCUUUCCUCCUGAUCCGGGUCAGCUUCAGGAGGAGUUUACUAGGUACCUCUUUUCUCUGCAAAUCAAGAGGGAUCUAAGAGACGGAAGACUGAACUGUACAGAAAAUACUGCCGCCCUGCUGGUCUCUCAUUUGGUGCAAUCGGAUAUCGGGGAUUACGAUGACAUGGCAGACAGGGAAUUUCUAAAGAUGAAUAAAUUGCUGCCUUAUCAGGACCGUCUACAAGAGAAGAUCAUGGAACUCCACCGCAGAAACAUUGGGGAAACACCAGCAGAAUCAGAUUUCAAGGUUCUGGAGAUUGCUCGUAUACUGGAGAUGUAUGGGGUGCGCUUCCACCCCGCUGCUGAUCGAGAAGGCACCAAGAUCAACCUAUCUGUAGCCCACAUGGGCCUGCAGGUCUUUCAGGGCAACACCAAAAUCAACACAUUCAACUGGUCCAAGAUUCGGAAGUUGAGCUUUAAGAGGAAAAGAUUUCUAAUUAAACUCCAACCAGAAGUUCAUGGUCCUCAUCAGGAUACGCUGGAGUUUCUGAUGGCCAGUCGGGAUCAGUGUAAGAUCUUCUGGAAGAACUGUGUGGAGCAUCAUUCAUUUUUCCGUCUGUUAGAUCAGCCUCAGCCUAAAUCUAAAGCCAUUUUCUUCAACAGAGGGUCUUCAUUUAGAUACAGUGGGAGGACACAAAAACAGCUGGUCGAGUAUGUGAGGGACAGUGGGCUGAAAAGAACUCCCUACCAGAGGAGGAACAGUAACAUUUGCAUAUCAGCUCAUUCUUUGGCUUCUGAUGUUCUAAAACAGAAUCUGUCUUUCAAUGACAGUUUAAGGGCCCCUGUGUCGUCUGCCACCGCCUCCUUCCACUCCCUGCAUUCACCCAUGCUAAAGGAGACCCCAAACCAGGUCCAGCAUUUCCAGCAGACACAGCAGCCUGCCAGAGCACCCAGUCCCAUGAAGGACUCCAUCAAGACCAACUCUCAAUCCACCUACGCCUUCCCAGAUUCUACUAUUGAUAGCCAACAGCUGCCCCACUUUAACGCCAAGGGCCCGCUGUGCCUGUCACCCUCCUUCCAGAUGUCCACCCUCAGUCUUCCCGGACAGGCACCCUCACCCCUGCAAAGCCCCAUCCUGAAUGAGGUGGUCGCUGCCAGACUAGAUGAAGAGGAAGAGGGCAGGAGAAAGAGAUACCCUACAGAUAAAGCUUACUUCAUAGCUAAAGAGAUUCUGACAACAGAGCGAACGUAUCUCAAGGAUCUGGAGGUCAUCACAGUGUGGUUCCGCAGUGCAGUGAUUAAAGAAAACGUAAUGCCUGAGCGUCUCAUGAACCUCCUGUUCUCCAACAUUGACCCCAUCUAUGAGUUCCACAGAGGUUUCCUCAAAGAGAUCGACCAAAGGCUGACUCUUUGGGAGGGACGACGCAACGCUCAUGUCAAAGGAGAUUGCCAUCGAAUUGGAGACGUAAUGCUCUGUAACAUGUGUGCCCUGAAGGAGUUCACAGGCUAUCUGCAAAAGCAUGAUGAGGUGUUAACAGAGCUCGAGAAAGCAACAAAAUGUGUGAAGAAACUAGAAAUUGUGUAUAAAGAGUUUGAGCUGCAGAAGGUUUGCUACCUGCCUCUAAACAACUUCCUCCUGAAGCCUAUCCAGAGACUCAUGCACUACAAACUCAUACUGGAGCGACUGUGCAACCAUUAUACUCCCCAGCACAAAGACUACAAGGAUUGCAAAGAGGCUCUUAAGGAGGUGGCAGAGAUUGCAACUCAACUGCAGAGCAGUCUUAUUCGACUGGAGAACUUCCAGAAGCUGACAGAACUUCAGAGGGAUCUGAUAGGCAUUGAGAAACUUACAGCUCCAGGAAGAGAAUUCAUCAGGGAAGGUUGUCUCUACAAGCUCACCAAGAAGGGUCUGCAGCAGAGGAUGUUUUUCCUUUUUUCAGACAUGCUGCUUUACACAAGCAAAGGAGUGACGGCAACAAAUCAGUUCAAAGUUCAUGGACAGCUUCCUCUGUAUGGCAUGAUUCUCAUUGUGCUGGAUGCUCCGGUGGAGGAAAGCGAGAAUGAGUGGUUUGUUCCUCAUUGCUUCACUAUAUAUUCUGCUCAGAGGACCAUUGUCGUGGCAGCCAGCUCCAAAUUAGAGAUGAAGAAAUGGAUCGAAGAUCUUAACAAGGCAAUUGACAUGUCAAAGAAAAGUCAGGAGAAAUCAGAUCUUUUUUUGGAUCCCAGCCUGUGCGACCGUUGCAACAGGUCAUCGGAUGAGGUGUCUCUGGAACAUGAGUCAGAUGAUGACAUGAACUCCUCCCGCUGCUCUUUGGAUAAGCAGAGCCAUCACAGGGCCAACACCACCAUGCAUGUGUGCUGGCACCGCAACACCAGCGUCUCCAUGUAUGAUCACAGCCUAGGCGUGGAGAACCAGCUCUCUGGCUACCUCCUGAGAAAAUUCAAGAAUAGCAAUGGCUGGCAGAAACUCUGGGUCGUUUUUACCAACUUCUGCCUGUUCUUCUAUAAGACACACCAGGAUGACUUCCCUCUGGCCAGUCUGCCGUUGCUAGGUUACACGGUUACCAUCCCGGGGGAAUCAGAUAGCAUCUGUAGGGAGUAUGUCUUCAAGCUGCAAUUCAAAUCACAUGUGUACUUCUUUAGGGCAGAGAGCGAGUAUACAUUUGACAGAUGGAUGGAAGUAAUCAAAAGUGCUACGAACUCCGCAGGACGCAUGAGUCGGCUUGUGCCCAAAGGCCCAGCAGAGAUGAAUGGGGGGAGCUGAGUGUGUCAGACUGAGCUCUUGCAGCUGGGGGCUGGGCCCACAGUCUGCCAGAACCAAACAUUAUUACUUUAUUUUAUCCUUUCCGUUUUGUGGCUCUGGACUGUCUGUUAGUUAGCUGCUUGCUGGGAAUUUGAGCUGCUUAUUCAAACCUUGGACACUUUCUGUCUUUCUUUUACUCAUCUUCUUAGGAACUCAUUAAAAGGGUUGUCUGCUGAACCACAUUAGACUGAAAUAAUUCUUAAAGAGCCAUAUUACUGACUGAAAUAGGUUUGUGUGGUUUCUUUCAAGGUCCAGAGAAUAUUGUUCCAGGGUAUUAUUGCUGUAUUAAUUCUGUCAUAAGGACUCAUAGAUCAGAAAAAAAUAUUUUAUUUAAAUGUUAUGUCCAUGGACAACAGUGACUGAAUACUACUGGUGGCAGUGUUGACAUGCAGAGGGCUGAAUUAAGUCCAGUUGGAGCAGUAAGUGAAAUGAAAACACUGAAGUAGCAACACAUUAAUGGUGGUCAAACAUGUUUUCAGGCACAGGGUGUUGGGAAUUGGUUGAGUGACUGCCCCUUUAAAGUAAAAAUGGGCGAAAAUAUUAGAACAAGAGGAAAUUGAGAGAAAUGGAAAUGUUUUGAUGAUGAGGCAGACAUAUAAUUUAAUUAAAUUAGCUUGCAUAUUUUAUGCUA
Molecule: messenger RNA, 4025 nt
Organism: Triplophysa dalaica
Lineage: Eukaryota; Metazoa; Chordata; Actinopteri; Cypriniformes; Nemacheilidae
Gene: farp2
Product: FERM, RhoGEF and pleckstrin domain protein 2
Exons: 28
Coding region: 227-3355 (1042 amino acids)
Cellular component (GO): cytoskeleton
Molecular function (GO): guanyl-nucleotide exchange factor activity; cytoskeletal protein binding
Source: RefSeq, a predicted model, not a curated record